Messenger RNA from Drosophila nasuta, 1577 nucleotides. Its product is annotated as serine protease grass-like. Bases 282 to 1367 code for a protein of 361 amino acids. The record is from RefSeq and is a predicted model, not a curated record. Gene Ontology annotation, molecular function: serine-type endopeptidase activity. The transcript has 7 exons. NCBI's taxonomy places the organism in Eukaryota, Metazoa, Arthropoda, Insecta, Diptera, Drosophilidae. Gene Ontology annotation, biological process: proteolysis.
AGUAAACACGCAUACUCUGGUCCUCACAAGGAAUGGUACCCAACUUUGCAGUGCUUUAAAAAAAUAUUUAAAGAUUGACUUCUUCAUAAAAGAUUGAAUUUAGAAGCGUGCUGGAUUGUGAGAUACCCGCUACCCAUUUUGAGCAAAGAAGCUUUGUUAUUUUAAUGCCUAUAUUAUAAGCAAGCGAUAAGCACUGUUUUCUUAUAUACGAGUUUGAAAAACAUUAUAUAGUUGUGAAAUUUGAGAUUAGCACGCAGUGCAUUUACGGAUCUCUAACUACAAUGUUCAAGCUCAGCGUGAUUUUCUUUCUUGCUUUUGGCUCAGCGAUCGCUUUUUCUCCUAUCGAUGUUGAAAGAAAUGCGGACGCAUUAUGCAUUAGAGGCGAUUCCAAACCGGGAUAUUGUGUACUCCUAAGACAAUGUUCGUUCAUUAAAAAUAUUCUUUCGGAAAUACGUCCUGGAAUUCCACCCACACCCACUAACAAAUUGUAUAUCCAAAAAUCAAAAUGUGGAUCAAGGCCAAAAAAUACGAGACAUGUGUGCUGUGAAGAAAAUGAAAAGAUUGACCAGGCAAUUCACGAUCUGUCAACAGAAGAUUGCGGAAGAUUUGAAACGGAUAAGAUAAUUGGUGGUAAAGAAAUUCAAUUAAUGUCCAGGCCCUGGAUGGCGCUUCUCAAUUUUAGAACCAAAGAUGGUAGAAAUGGUUUCACAUGUGGCGGCACCCUGAUAAACAAACGUUACGUACUAACAGCUGCUCAUUGCUUCACAAAUCAAGAACUAUUAUAUGUGCGUCUGGGAGAACACAACAUAAGCCAGCAAAUAGAUUGCAAGGGGAAUCGUUGUGCGCCACCAAUUGAAGAUAUUGGCAUUGAACGCAUUUUUGUGCAUGAAAAGUACUCACAUGAAACUGGUCAUAAUGAUAUUGCUCUAGUGAAACUCUCCCAAGUCGUAGAAUUCCGAGAAAGCGUUAUGCCCAUCUGCCUGCCAACGUCCGAGAUUCUUCAAAACAAAGUCAAGACUACGCAAAGAUUCCGUGUUACUGGGUGGGGUAAAACGGAAACCACUGAUUUCUCUGAUGUUCCAAUGGAAACCGGUGUAAAUCGGGUAGACCACUCAAUAUGCCAGAAUUCAUAUCAUAGAGAAAUAUCUUCAACUCAAAUAUGCACUGGAAGCGUUGGAAAGGACUCCUGCAAUGGUGAUUCGGGUGGACCACUGUCAUAUGUGGCUUAUUUGAAUGAUUAUCAACGGUUUGUACAGUAUGGAGUUGUGAGUUUUGGAUCACAGACAUGCGGUGACGGUCAUCCGGGUGUCUACACAAACGUUGGAAGUUACAUUCGCUGGAUCGCCUACAAGAUUGCCACCAAAUAAAUUGAACAAUAUAAUUAAUAUUUUAAAUGCAAUAUUGAAAUUCAAUUUAAUGACAGUAAAUAUGUACGUUGAUUAAUAAUAACAAAUAAUAAUUGUUCAGAUUUUUUUAUGUUGCCCACUAAAUAACAUGGAAGUGAAUGAAUUGAGAAUCUACAAUUUAAUUUGUAAUUUUAAGUGAAUUUUUAUAAUAAAGAAAAAUACCAAAAUCCA